Molecule: messenger RNA, 1033 nt
Organism: Candidula unifasciata
Lineage: Eukaryota; Metazoa; Mollusca; Gastropoda; Stylommatophora; Geomitridae
Source: the annotation of a GenBank genome assembly
AUGGAUACGUACCUCAAAGAAAGGCACGUUAAAGAUACUCUCAGAUAUUCACUCAAAGAUACACUGACAGAUGUGUUCAAAGAGGCGUAUAAUGGGUCGCUUACCGAUACUUUCAGGGGUUCGCUCAAAGAUACAUUUUCUAAUUCACUCACGCAUAAUUCUAGUGACCACUGCACUGAAUUAUCAAGCAAUCACAAGGAAUCGAAAUCAGAACAUACCUUCGAUGCAAAACUUCAAACAACGAGCAAUGCAAAUUCUGCAGUAUAUUUUACAACUGAGCAUCGCUUCCUGGAAACAACAUCGUCUCUGAUUCAGCAUCGACAGCCUUCACAUUUCAAACAAGAAACAUCCCUGUCUCCAUUCACUUUAGCCCUUCUAGGAAUUACAGCAAACUUUCUUCUUAUUGGACCGUUAGUUGUUGCGUUCUGGAACAGUACGUGGUGUUUCUUUGAUUAUAUUCUUCAAGAUCACGAUUGCCAAGUGUCUGUGUGGACUUCUGCGGCAAUAGGGUUUCCCUGUAUGGCCUUGGUAACGUUUUUUCAAGGUUCAGUUCUUUCAUAUUCGUCCAAAUGUAAUACCCUCGCCCGUUUGAUAUUAUCUCGAACGUAUACAUACGUUUUGAGUGUUGCCUGUGUCAAUCAGUGGAGGAGUACUUGGUUAAUUGCUGACUGCUAUGUGGGAAGUUCUCUGUUUAAUUCAGCAGUGACUUUCGGCAGCGUGUUUCUUGUACUGCUGUUAUCUCGAUGUUUAGUGAGUGCUUGUGCUCCACCAGUUUUCAUUGCGAUGGAAGUUCCCCAUGUAGAAUAUUACAAGGUGGCCACUUUUCGCGGAGGUACGCCAACUUGCUCAUUGGAAUACCUCCUGGACACUCUAAUCUCCGUCUUUGGGAUACAGGUCUUAGUGAUCGUCUACUGGAGAGCGUUCUGGGAGAUCCUGGACUACUGUCUCAUGCCGGAAGACCCACAUCUCAGUGCGGUCUACUCUGUUGGGAUCGGUGUGGGGCUGAGCUGUAUCUUGUUUAUUUUACAGGUGA